This is a messenger RNA of Argiope bruennichi, 6009 nucleotides long. RefSeq names its product microtubule-associated protein 2-like. Gene Ontology annotation, molecular function: microtubule binding. The record is from RefSeq and is a predicted model, not a curated record. Gene Ontology annotation, biological process: microtubule cytoskeleton organization; neuron projection development. The coding region runs from base 55 to 5457 and encodes 1800 amino acids. The transcript is spliced from 8 exons. NCBI's taxonomy places the organism in Eukaryota, Metazoa, Arthropoda, Arachnida, Araneae, Araneidae. Gene Ontology annotation, cellular component: neuron projection.
AAUUCAAUUCUCUUGCUCUUGCCAUCGCUGCAACUUUUCGUGCAGACAAUCUCCAUGGAUGACGACCUUCCGUCCAAUCUGAAGCGGGAAGCACGCUUCUUUGACAAGCCCAGCAUAUCUCAAGGUGGUGAUGUUUCGCUUAUGGAAACGUCGAGCAUGUUUUCUGACAGUGAAAUCCAAAGAUCUACUGAAAGACUAGCUUCUCCAGAAAACUUAUCAAAUUUAGCUGGGGAAUUUUCAAGCGGUUCUGUUCCUUUAUCUUCUGAUAAAUUAUUAACGAAUGUGCAUCCUUCGUUAUCUACUCAUGAUCAUAUAUUUUCUAAUUCUAAAGAAGUUACAGAUAGCAGAAGUAGUUCUGAAAGAGAAAUCGCAUACUCACCUGAAUUAGAAAUUUACUUGCCUAAAGAUGAAUGUGGUAACCCCAUAAAUGUAAAGCAUGAAUCAUUAGAUAAUAGACCUUUGAAUACAUUUAGUGAACAAUCCCAUAUAUUAUACGAUUCAAUCAAUCAAAAUAAAGAAAUAUCCCAUCAUUAUAGAGAUGUAGACGAUCCAAUAGAUUCCAGAAGUGACGAAUUCACAAUGAGAAAUAUUCAGGCUAAUGAAUCUUCAUCUACUAUGCUAGGAACAAUAAACGGUAAUUUUAUCAGCAAUAUGAAAAACAUUGAAAUACAAAUGAGUCCAGUUAAAACCAGAAUAGCUGCGACUUUAGGCGAGGAUUCUGUGACUCAUGUUGAUCAGUCGAUGGAAGUUGAAUUAGAAGGAGGCGACAGCGAUCCGAAUGACCCCGAAGAGCCUGCUGAUGGAAAUGAUAACAAUUUACCAGUAGCUGGUGCAAUAAGCAAUGAAGGUAGUGAUAAUCAGAAUGAAACUGCCACUGUUAGUGCUGAUGCUAAUGGGAGUUUGACACAAAGUGAAGGAGGCGAUAUUUUUGUUGAAGAGAAAGAAAAUGAGACUGAUGAAAAGGAAGAUAAAUGUGAAAGUGGUGCUAUCGGAACAGAAAAAGAAGAGAAGAAAAUUGAAGACACCACUUGUGUAUCAGGAAUAACAACUUCUGGAGAUCAAGAGGAUGCUGAUAUCGAUGAAGGAGUAGAUGUUAACGAAGGAGUCACUGCAGAGUUUUCUGAAGAGGCUGAAGCCUCAGAAGUAAAAUCUCCUGAAACAGCAGAAGAAGGCUUAGAAGAUGAUGGGGAUAAUUUAAUAGAAGAAUGUUCCGAUGCAGCUGAUGCUGGCGAAGAUAAGACAUCAGAUAAAGAAGAUGCUGAUGGUUUAGAAGUAGAGGAGAAUGGGAAAAUUCGCGAUCCAUCUGAAAAUUUAAAAAAUGAAGCAGAAGGCAUUGGAUCUACCACUGAUGAAACAAAUAAUGGUGAAAUAAUCGAUCAGGAAUGUGAAACUCUAGAUUCAAAGCAACCGAAAGAACUUGAAGAAGAAAAAUUUGAUGAAAUUGUUGCUCAUGAAAUUGAAGCGAUUGAUAAAAUAGAAACGCUUUCAGAGUCUAGGGAAGAUGUAGAAGAAGGUAUAUUAAAGGAAGAGACUUCGGAUAAUGAAAAAGGCAAAGAGGAGCAAAUUAAUGAGCAAACAAAGGUAGAUGAAACUGAUAUUCAUGAAGACACAGAGUCUCUGAAUGAUGGAGAAGUAAUAGAAGCAACUGAUAAAGAAAAAGAAUUUUCUACUGAUAUUGAAAGAGAAGUAAAAUAUCAUGAAAAUACACAAGAAAUUGAAUCUAUACCUAAGGGUCAAAAGGAUAGUGAUCAAGACAGUGUCAAUAUGGAUAAUUUACCAGAAAGCAAAGUCGAUAGUGACGAGCAAGAUGUUGAGAAUGUAGGCAAUGAAACUGAUAAUGAGAUUUGUGAGAACGAUGAGCUCAUUUCGCAUGAAUCAUUUGAAGAAGGAGCAGACAAAACAGAUGAAAAUAAUUUGAUGAUUGAUGAAGGAGAUAAAGAAAAAGAUGAAAAGGAAGAUAAUCAAGAUUCGAAUGCACCUGAAUGUGAAGAAACGGUUGUCUGUAAUGAUGAAGCUGAAACUGAAUUAGAAAAUAGUGCAGGUGAAGCUGCUGCAGCUGAAAUAACAUUACAAGAAACUACGAUUAAACAGGAAAAUGAUUAUUCUAUUGAUGAACAUAAAGAUGACGGCAACGUUCUUGAAGAACAAAAAAUAAAUAUCGAAGAGGAUGAUACUAAAAUUAAAGAUACUGAAACAGAGGAUACAGGCAUUGAAGACAGAAUUACUGAAGAAAAAGUCGAUUCUAAGGACGCAUUUGAAGAAGCAGAAGAUUUUGAAUCUAAAGCUGGUGAGGCAGAAGAAUGCAUAAAAGAUCGAGUUCUUGAAGUAGAACAGGAAGUAACUAUAGAAGCAGAAGACAGUUUUAAAGAUACAAUUGAUAAAGUAGAAGAGGAUUCUGAGUCUAAAAUAGACGAAGCAGAAAAGUGCCCAGAAGAUAAAGGUCUCGAAGCAAUUGACGAUUCUAAAGACACAAUUGAUGAAGCCGUGGAAGAUACUGAACUCAAAAUAGACGAAACAGAAGUAAGUCUUGAAGACAAAGUUAUUGAGGCAGAAGAAGAGAAAAUUAUUGAAGAAGAUGAUUCUAAAGACGCAACUGAUGAAGCUGAAGAAGGUUCCGAAUUUAAAAUAGUCGAAACAGAAGAAUGUCUUGAAGACAAAGUAAAUGAGACUGAAGAAAAAAGAAUUAUAGAAAUAGAAGAGGGAUCUGAAGAUAAAACUGAAGAAGCUGAAGAAAGUAAUGAACCUAAAACAGAAAAAGUGGAAGAAUAUUCUGAAGAUAAAGUUAAUGAAGUAAAAGAAGAGGGAACUACUGACGUGGAAGAUGGUUCUAAAGACGCAACUGAUGAAGCCGAAGAAAGCUCUGAACCUCAAAUGGGCGAAGAAGAAGAAUGUCUUGAAGGCAAAGCUUAUCAGACAGAAGAAGAAAGAAUUAUUAAGAAUGAAAUUGGUUCUAAAGAAGAAACUGAUGAAACUGAAGAAAGCGUUGAACCUAGAAUAGACGAAACAGAAGAAUGUCUUGAAGACAAAGUUAAUGAAAGUGAAGAAGAGAAAAUUUCGGAAGUAGCAGAUAUUUCUAAAGAUGCACUUGAUGAAACUGAAGAAGGCUCUGAAACUAAAAUAGAUGAAAUAGAAGAAUGCCAUGAACACAAGGUUAAUGAUGCGGAAGAGAAUAUAAUUACCGAAACAGAAAACGAGUGCAAAGACGCAAGUGAAGAGGCUGAAGAAUCAACUGAAGAUAAAACUAAUCAAGCAUUAGAUACCUCCGAAGAUAAAGAUCACGAAGCAGAAGAUAAAAAAGUUCUCUGCGAUGAUAUGGUAGAAUCAAAGAAUAAUGGAGAUCAGGAUAUCCAAAGUACAGAAUCUGACUUACAAGCUGAAAGCGAAAAUCCACUUGAAACUCCUUUAGAGGAAGAUGAUAGAACCGAAACUGGUGAAAAUGCAGUAGAAACUAUUGAUGAAACAAAAGAUGAAAUUGUCACCGGUGAAGAUGAUAGAACCGAAACUGGUGAAAAUGCAGUAGAAACUAUUGAUGAAACAAAAGAUGAAAUUGUCACCGGUGAAGAUGAUAGAACCGAAACUGGUGAAAAUGCAGUAGAAACUAUUGAUGAAACAAACGAUGAAAUUGUCACCGGUGAAGAUGAUAGAACAGAAACUGGUGAAAAUGCAGUAGAAACUAUUGAUGAAACAAAAGAUGAAAAUGUCACCGGUGAAGACCUUUCUGAAAGCAAAUUGGAAGAAAAUAAAGAAUAUGAAAAACCUGUAGAUGAUAGCGCUGCUUCUGAUGAACAAAUCGAUCGUAAUAUUGAACAAACGGAUUUAGCUCAUCAGACGACUGAUGUUCAGAAGGAUUUUGAAGAUGAAGCUUUAAUCGAAAAAGAUGACAUCGAAAAUAAAUGUGAUGAAGCACAAAAAGAUGAAAGUGAAAAUCAAAAAAGCAUAGAAAAUGUUGAGGAAAAGGAGAGCAUAGAGCAAUUAUCUGAUAGUGAAAAUGCCGAAAAAGCUGCACAGGAUAUGGAAGAUGCUAUCAAGGAGGAAGUAAUCGAACCCGAAAUACAAGCAUCAAAAGCUGUUGAGUCUUCAGCUUUACCUGGUAAACAGGGUGAACUCAUUCUUGAAAAAGAAAUUCCUAGUGACAAAGUUUGUACUUCUGACGCUAAUAAAGUUAUAUCGCCCCGUAAAGGAAUUAAAGUUGAAGAAGAUGAGAUUGAGACUGCCAUCAGCAGUGUUCAAUUUGAUGAUGAAAUGAAUGAAGGAAAUGAAGCAGCGGAGCCUAUAUUCCCUGUAAAAGAAAUUGAAGAGAAUCAAACAUUAUGUAUAGUGAAAGAUAAAGACUUUGAACCAACUGCCGAGCUUGUAAGUCCUAAUGAUCUUGAAAUUGUUCACGAGCAAACAAGUCAGGAUGUCGUUCAGGAUCGUGAAAGUCAAGAGAAGUCAUUGAAUUUACCUUCGCCUUCCAAACAAACUGGGGGUGAAGAAAAGGUAAUAUCUGAAGGAGCCCAAACUCCAUCUUCUAUAAGUCCUAAGAAACGAAAGAAGAAGCGAAAGACAGCAAGGUCUCGUAGCGCGUCUCAGAAAGGUGCCGCCUCUGCCACAAAAAAGACUCAGGAUUCUAAGCCCAGUUCACUGAAAACCGAGAAAGCUCCAUCUCGAUCCACCUCUUCAACCGCUUCUCGAAAUGUUUCAGCUGCUGAAAAAAAAAUACCCCCGAUUAAAGCUCCUGUGGGAAAUGCACCGCCACCGAACGUUAAAAACGUAAAAUCUAAAAUAGGAUCGUUGGAUAAUGUUACUCAUAGGCCAAAAGGAGGUGACAAAAAGGUGGAAUCUGUAAAACUAGAAUGGAAUGCGAAACCUAAAGUUGGUUCCCUAGAUUAUGCUACACAUAAACCAGGUGGAGGAGAUAAGAAGAUAAUAACCCAAAAGGUUGAUUUUAAAAAUGUCAGUUCCAAAGUUGGCUCUAAAGACAACUUGAAACAUAAACCAGGUGGCGGAACUGUAAAGGUUACUACUGAAAAAUUGGAUUUUAAGGCAAAAGCUGCUCCAAAGAUAGGAUCUUUGGAUAAUACGAAGCACAAACCGGGAGGCGGCAAUGUAGUAAUUAAAAACGAAAAACUUCAUUUCAAAGAAAAAGCAGCUCCUAAGAUUAUAUCGAGAUCAGGUUCAGAAAGGGGAAGCAGUCAUGGAGGAUCAGAGAUUGGAAGUCCUAUUCCACCUUCUUCCCCUGCACCACCUGAAAACAUGCCUCCUUUGAAUGAAGAUGAAAACUCUUCUGUUCAAGAGGAUGAGAAGCCGCCAACAGCGACAAGCCCCUGCAACGGUGAGGCUUCCAGCCCUGACAAGUCGCAGCCACAAGACGCCUCCCCGGCUAUUUCGCCACAAGAAGACAAGGGGUCAGAGCAGGACAUUUCUCCAGCACAGGAAAAACCAACCACCAAUGGAGAUAACGAAGAACAUUGUUGAUGUCAUAGAGACUUCGUACCCUGCAUUAACUAACUGCUAAAAUUGUUUUUUUUGUUACUUUUGUGUUCAAUUUCUCUGUAAUUUUUCUGUAUGAAGCUUAACUACAUUUGCUAACAUGUAUUCAUUUCAUGUAUUGAGACCAUACCUCGAUUCUUAAGCUGCAUAUCUCAUCGUGUAUGCCGUACAAGCCACUUUCAGAUAAACGAAAAAUAUAAAACUUUACUUUCCACUUCAGCAUUUAUCAAAAAUGCUUUUUCAAAUAUUUGUUGUAAUUUUGAACAAGUGAUACACCAGCUUUUAAAUGUAGCUAGAAGUAAUCGGAAUAUAUAAUAUCUUUAUGUAGCAAAAAAGAAUCAUUUGUUGUUCAAUGAAAUUUCUACUUUGAAUCCACGUAACAACAAACGCUUGCUCCUGCGAGUCAUUUUUUUCCAUAACUUACAACCAGAAGUCAAGGUCAGAGAGCAUCACCUGAGAAUCUAUAAACAGUUGUACUCAUUAUUUAAAACAGUUGUGUCUUUUUCAUUUCAUAAAUAAAAAAAAAAUUGUGUUUCA